Messenger RNA from Culex pipiens pallens (northern house mosquito), 7032 nucleotides. RefSeq lists its product as uncharacterized. Bases 1116 to 2603 code for a protein of 495 amino acids. Lineage: Eukaryota; Metazoa; Arthropoda; Insecta; Diptera; Culicidae. Gene Ontology annotation, biological process: positive regulation of cyclin-dependent protein serine/threonine kinase activity; activation of protein kinase activity. The transcript has 5 exons. The record is from RefSeq and is a predicted model, not a curated record. Gene Ontology annotation, molecular function: cyclin-dependent protein serine/threonine kinase activator activity; protein kinase binding. Gene Ontology annotation, cellular component: cytoplasm; protein kinase 5 complex.
AUCGUCAUUUAUAUCAGAACCAGUGUGAGGGUGACUUGGUGUCCUCCAUAUUUGCGUUUUGAUAUACUAUCAAAAAUCUGAUCUUUGGAGAAGGAUUUUUUCCAGGUCGAUUUUCCACGUUUAGUUUCACGCGUCGCGUUGAGCAGUUAGUGAACUUGAGUUUUCUUUUUCGCUCGGAUAAUCGCUCGAGAAUCGGAAGUGAAUUCUGUUCGCAAGGAUUUUCGACGGGUGAGGCAGUUGCAUCUCGGAUAACUCCACACAAAUGGGAAAACUUUGAGACGAAAAGUGUGUCGUGUGUGAGUGUGCUCGCGAGUGAGUGUGUUCAGGGUGGAAAAUCAUCCCUUAAAACAUCCCCGGAGAAAAAAAACGUGGAUAGUCGAUUCCCUAGAGGUUUCUGACCAGUUGAGGAAUUCGCUGGAAUUUACGACGGAAGUGGUCCAAGUCUAGUGCGUGUGUCCCCAAAUGGACAGGAUUUUGCCUGAAAAAAACGCGCUUUGCACAUGUGUGAGUGAGUGAUUGUGAAAAGCUACGUCGUCCACGUGUUUGCUUGUGUGCGUGUUUUCCACUAGCAUCGGGAGAGAAAAAAGUUUAUGUUCAGCAAUUUUCAGCCUACAUUUUCGUCACGCCAAACCACCCCGUGGUCACCUUCCAGUUCUUCCGGAAGUUUGGUUUGCGCGUUACGCACGACGGAAGUGAGACGAUAACACAGUGCCGAUUUCCCUCCGUGUCUAGCCACGAUACGUAAAUACACUCGGGGAAUAAAAAAACGCCCGGAAGGAAGAAAUUAGUGGAUUUUGGGUGCCGAAUUUCGUGGAGAAAAGCACGCGGAAAAUCGGGGAUGGUGUUGUGACACAGCGCAGGGGAAAACCGUGAGGGGUGUUGAGUGCGACAAAUACACACUGCUAUAGAGCAUUAAAAAAGGAUACACAAAAAAAGGAAAAAUCGCGCCUUGGAAUGGGAAAAAGUCGAUGAUUUUCGUUGUUACAUAAAGAAGCAGAUCCAAAUCGCCUAGAAUAAAUUAUUCACCGUAAACCUCAACCCCCCCUCAAACAAAACAAAAAGUGGACCUCGUCGUCGAGCCCUCAAGGAAUCUACCACCAGCAGCAACCAACAAGAUGGGAACCGUGCUGAGCUUUAGUCCGCGGGAGCGUCGUCCCAUCUACUCGACGCACCACCACAGUGCGGGGACGCUUUCGUCCUCGAAUUCGGCGGAUUUUCCGCUGAACAACUACUCCUACGAGCAGCUGAAUAAUGUGAAAAACCGCGAGAACACCAAACCGCCGAACCUGAUACAGCCGGUGCCGAACAACAGCCACACGAACGCGAUCAAUAAUAAUAACAACAAUAACAAUAACAGCCUGAACCUCGGCGGAAAGGACGAUGGCAAGAACAAUACAAACCGGGCGGAGGAAGGAUUCAUCGCCAACAUCAACAGCAUCAACAACAACAUCAACAGCAACAACAACAGCAACAGCAUACAGGAACGCAACCACAACAACAAUAACAACAACAACAACACGGACAAUGCUCGGAUCCUCUCGGAGAAGAAUGCCCUCGAGAAGAACCUCAAGAAGCACUCGUUGUUCAUCAACGCGCUGUCCUGGAAGCGACUGGCGGCGUCCCAUGGCAAGAAAAAGCUGGACAACCAGAAGAACAAAUCAGCGAACCUGUCGUCGGCCACGUUCCGCACGCCGCUGACCGACACGAUCCACCCGAUGGUGGACAAGAACAAGAACCUGCAGCAAUCGCAGUCCUUUACGCAGCCCAUCAGUGGCAACCACCAGCAGCAGCAGCUGCAGCAUGUUCAGAUCGUCAGCGGCCAGCAGGUUCUGCAGGCCCAGCACCAGCAGCACUCGCAGCAGCAACCCCAGCAAACGGUCUACUUUACCCCCGGCGGUCCGAAGGCACUGCUGGCGCUGGACCUGGUCCGGGCCAACAACACGAACCCGCUGUCGCAGCCGGACAAGCUGGCACCGAAGUUGCCGCUGCAGCUGCCACUGCCACUGCAACCGAUCAUCAACCAGCAGCAAGCGCAGCAACACCAGAGCCACCAACUCGUCCAGCAGCUGCACCACGGCCACGGGCCCCGGAAAACCGUCAUUCAGGCCUCGACGUCGGAGCUGCUAAAGUGUCUGGGUAUGUUCCUGCAUGACCGGUGCCGAAAACUGCGAGACUUCCAGGCAGGGGACGCCGUGAUGUGGCUGCGGGCAGUCGACCGGAGUCUGCUACUACAGGGAUGGCAGGACGUUGCCUUCAUCAACCCGGCGAACGUGGUGUUCGUGUACAUGCUGGUCCGGGAGCUGGUCGACGGCGAGGAGACGAAGGAAGCGGAACUGCAGGCGGCGGUGCUGACCUGUCUCUAUCUGUCCUACUCGUACAUGGGCAACGAGAUUAGCUACCCGCUGAAGCCGUUCCUGGUGGAGGACUCCAAGGACAAGUUCUGGGACAGAUGCUUGCUCAUCGUGAACCGGCUGUCGUCCAACAUGCUGCGAAUCAACGCCGAGCCGGGCUUCUUCACCGAGAUCUUCACCGAGCUGAAGGCCUGCGGCAUGAACUCGGCCAGUUCGAACCCCAACGGAAAUCUGCCGUGCGGUGCGGCUUGACGCAGCAACUCGGCUAGCAACAACAACAACAACAACAACAACGGAACCAGCACCAGCCGCCAUCCCCGCGAGGUCGUCGUCCGGCUGUCGAUCGCCGGCCAGCAGCAAAAGUACCAGCACCAGACCACCCUCCAGGAGCUGACGAGCGUGGUCUGAGCGGGAGGAUUGCGUUUUCGGGAGGACGACAACCACUACCUUCACCGCGGAACCUCUUCUACGAAUACUGCAACCAACCAUCACCCUUCUUAGUUCAGAGCUCACCACCAGUCAACGACCAUUCGGCUCCACGGGGUUAUCUUCGGAGGGUAGCCUUGGUUUGGUCGGUCGUUGUCAACCCCUUAGAUCCUAGAUACGCCACUGCUGAGGUUCAGUGGGUAGUUUUAGGGUACAAAAGGCACACCCUUAGUACACGCAUGGAACAAAGUUCAUGUGCAUUUCCCCGAUUCUCCAGAAAGCUUAGGAAAACCCAUAAAUUCAUUGAUUUAACAAUUUUGCAUGCUUACAGAAUUAAUUUGAUCGAGUUCAUGUUUGUUUGAAAUAAUCUAGUAGUAAUUUUUUAACGAAACAAUAAUUUGUAAAAUGUAUUGCUAAAUUACAUAGUUUUCUGUAAUUUAGAAGGCGGGAAGUGUUGAUGUUCCACUUUUUUCAUGGGAUAAGGGAAAUUCUCCACUACGUCUCUCUUGGAGUUGGAUGACUUGGAAACGAAACAAGCAAAAGAAAAUCUCUCCCGAACUUUUCGAAAAAAAUCAAUCAGCAGAUGAUUUUUUUUUGUGAUUCAUAUUAUAAACACCACCUAAAUCGCUUUGUUUACAAACAUUGUUCAUCUACGAACAGUGACAGGUCAUUUUUAGACGUAUGACGUAUGAAAUCGAUGUUCCGCCGAAUAAUCCCGGUAAUGAUCUUUUCAGUUUCCUUUUACCGAUUUUUCGUAAGCGAGAGAGGAUAGCCAAGUUCACAUUCGAUUUUUUCGCUUGAUGAGCGUCGAAAGAAUUUCUUUUGAUGAUUAUUCUUCCAUUGUUGAUCGUAGGGUUUCUUUAAAUUCCGCAAAAAAAAAUAUUUAUUUGAUUAAUUAAACAGAAAUUGAAUUGCGUCAGAAAAACUGAAAUUAAUAAGCUGUUUUAUCGGAUGUAAAACAAAGAAGUAAUUUAUUCGAAAAUUUAAGAAUUGCGCUGCACAGAAAACAGCAAAAUUAAUUUCUAGAAAAUUCCAUCAAGCUGAAAAAAUAAUUGUGAAAAGGGGAAAUGAAAACUCUGAAUGGGUUGACAUAAUUCACAAAAAAAAAAUAACAAAAAAACAAACACAUUUUCCUCAUACCGUAGCGAAAAGAAGAGCGACGAGAAAAUUACAAAAAAAAAUCUCCUCCCAAAAACCCGACCGUACUAUAAAAAGAUGGCGGCGCGCCAGGAAAAAAAAAACAAGCCGGAAAUAAAACUAGUCUCCAGCGCUGGUAAUAUCCAGUUCUGUAUAGCGAGUAAGUGAAUGUUAAUGUUUGAUUUUAGUGGUUAAUGAAAAACGGGUGCUACCCGGAAGAAUGGAGUCAGAUGAAGCAAAAAAGGCAAAGAUGUUAAAUUGAAAUUACUGUUGCAAAACGCAUUAAAUUCAAUUUAUAAGCUGAGCAGAGAAAUUCGUUGUGCAAUGGUUGAAAAUGUGGUAUAGUUACGCUAAGUUCGGUUAUCAGAGAAUUUGUUUCAAGUCGAAUAAAUUACGCAGUUAUGAUCUCAAAACUAUCAUUUACAUUCCGUUAGGUAAUAUUUGAUACAUAUCAGGAAUGUACGAAACUAAAUACGUAAUAGAAAAAUACAAACAGCUUUUAGUUUCCCCUCAAAUUUCAAUCAAAGGCAAACAAUUUAAAUUAGGUUAACUAAAAUAUUCAAAGUUUGAUUACUUGUAAAUAAAGCUAAAUUUUUAUCUGUCGACAAUGCUACUUAACGCCACAGUCUCAUACCGUAGAAUAGUCCAUCUUCAGACACGCAAUUCCAUCCAGCAAAUUUAGUUAAUAGAUUUUAUCACGAAAAAAAAACGCUCACUGUUUUCACUAGUUUUAACAUGUAUCGUAUAACUGUAACCAUUAAACAAAUGCAUCAAUGCAGCUCUUUUUAAAGAUUUCUAUUAUUAAACAAAAAUAUUCUGUAAAUAUCAUUCCACUCGUGUUAAAACACUAUAAUUACCGUACUUACUUUUGCUGUGAAAAAUCUUUUCCAGAUCCUUGGUUUGAUGAAAGUCAGAGGUUUGAAAAGGCUAGAACAGUCACACUCGUGAGAAAAAGAAGAUUUUCAACCGUUCACUCGAUUUGGCCGGAAUAUGUGCAAUUUUUCAAACAUUAGAAAAGCAAAAAAAACCUAAACUCAAACCCAACUGUUCUUUGUUGGGAAGGAAAAAGUUUACCGCUAAUCAAGAAUUAUUCGAAUAGUUAUAGAAAGAGACAGUUUUGUGAGAGUGAUUGAGUGCUAUACUUAAUAGCGCAAGUCGACGGUAACAUUUCAAAAGACAUCAUGUACAUUAUGACACUUUCUGGGUUAUUGCAUAUUCUGAAAGUACUCCUAAUAAGCUACCUCUCCACCAAAAAUGAGCAAAAGUUACUUCAGUAAAGUCUGUUUAAUCAUGAUUUUAAAUAAAGUAAUAUAAAAAAAAUCUCUGCCAUCAGCAGUCUUUGUUUAUAUAGCCCUGUCAACCUGUCAAACAAAAGACUACAUGAACCUCGUGACGGAAAAAAAGCAACAUGAACAAAGCGCCAUGUACAAUCGGCGAAGAAAACCGAAUCAUAACAAAGCGUCCCCCUCAACGCCAGCAGGGUGAUAUAAACGUUGGUGAUUUCAAAAGAAGUUAUGUUUGUUUUUCUCAAAUAAAAUUACGGAAAUAAUGUUUUAUUGAAUUUGGAUGAUCAAGUAUCAAUAAAAGCAACGUUUUUCAUCGUUUGUUGUCAUUAGAACACCUUAUUUUGCUUUUAUAUUAAAAUGGGAAUUGAAAAUGGAUGCUCAACAUUCAAAUGCGUUUUUCUCAAAACGCAUAGUUUGUACAUGAUGCUUUUUGAAAUGUUGGCGUCGAAGUGAGUGUUCAAUAAAAUCAUAUUACUUAGAAACAGAGUUUGAACAUUUUACCCACUAACGUUUAAUUUCUCUAUUGUCUUUUGAAAUGUUCUGACACGAUUUCUUUGUUCGUCCAAAAGUAAAAAUCUUCCAUAGAUUUCUAUAAUUUGUUUCAGCUAAAAUCUGGUUUUUAAAAGACAAACUUUAAAAAAAAUCUCUACUUAUCUUGACAAAACGGAAAAUAUAAACACGCAAAUUAACGGCAACUAUUUGAAGGAAACUGAAAGAUGAUUGAGACACAAAAUAGAAAGAAAACUAGCAGAGAAUUUGUAGUAGUGUGAUGAAUUAAGAAAAUGAAUAAAGGUUAGAUCAAUGUUCCCUGAAAAAAGCCUCUUUCAGGGACAGGAAGAAGAAACCGAAGGAGAUUCGAAUAGUUCUUUUUGUGCAAUCUAAGCAAAGUAGUGGAAAACAGACAAAAAAAAACUAAAACCCAACAAGGUAAUCAACUGAAAGAAGACAAAACACACACAACACAACUAAAAGAUAAUUACUAGAAGACAAAAAAACAUAAGCGAUGCAAAAAAACACAAACUCACCCAAAAGAAAAAAAAAAACUGUUGAAUGUUGAUUAAAAGACAAAGUAACUGAAAUAAACAUAAUAAGAGUUAUUAACAAAUUGGAUUGCCCGUUGAGAAUCGGAGUACGAAAAUGCUGGACCUAAGCGUGAUCGCAAAGAGUUUCAAUAAUUGGUAAAUAAGAAGAAAAAAAUGGAGUAAGAAUCCCAAAACAGAACAAAAAAAUCGAGCAUAAUUUUACAAAGAGCUACAGUUCUUUGGCGAAUGCCACAGACCAAUAAGAGAAUUAAACUAGAAUCGAAAGUUGUUGAAAAAGAAAAUAAAAAUUUAAUAGAAGCGAUAUUAAACGUUUGCUAGAGAGAAAACAAAAACAAACAAACAUAACAAAACAACCCGAAUUGGCAUUUUUGAAGAGCUCCAGCUGUAAAAGCCGUUAAAACGAUGUUCUCAACUUGGAUCAGAUAACACAAACCCGUUCCACACACUCACACAAAUACAAUUCUUACAUCCAACAUUUAGUAAAUUUGAUUGCCAAAAAUAUACUACAAUUCCCGAUUUGUAAGUAGUAAGAGGAAAUCAUCCAGUGGAACAACCCGAUAGUAUCUACUUCUUCAAAACAACAAAAGAAAAGCAUUGUGCUGACGAAUAGAAGAGAAAAAAAAACAAAACUACAGAUCCAACCACUCAGUCGAAUAUUUAUUGUUAGUCGAAAAAGAACCAGACAAACUGGCAAAAACAAUGCAGUAAGUGAACGAGAAAAUCAACAAGCAAGAGAACGUAAAAAAAAUGCAACACUGUGACACAGGCUAAUGAGGAUAUGAGAAAGAA